ACUAGCUGUGUGACCGUGUAUGAAUGAGCCCCUAACCUCCCACCUCUCCGGCCCUCUGUUUCCUCAGCUUGAAAAUGACAGAUAGCAGAUGGUUUCUAAGAUACCUUUGUGCUUAAAUCCUGUGGUUCCUAGUAACAAUGACAGCAAAACUCUGAGUACCCACUAGAGCCGGGUAUUUUGCUAAGUAGGGAGGAUUCGAGAUGAGCAAAACCAGAUGUGGUUCCUGCUGCCAUGGAGUCUGGUGCGAGAAGAUGGACACCAUCCCACAACCACCCAGACGAAUGUGCGGCUCCAGGCUGAGCCAUUAUUCUUCCACAGGGGGAAGCUUGAUGAUUCUCCAUGAGCUUCUAGGAAUCCCACGUGUGUCUCUUCAAGUAACCAGUAAACUUACCCACUGAAACUGCACAGAUUUGAAAUGGAUAUUUUAAUAUACUGACAGGUGCCUCAGGGAGAACGUUUUCUACUUAAAUCGACUCUCACUUUCAGGUGUGUCUUCACACGCCCUGUUUGCUGCCUGCGCCUCCAACACAGACGCUCGAAUCCCGAAGAACUGAAUUUAAUCAUUUCCUGACAAAAGAAUGCAACUUCAACUGAUCCUUUUUUUACACCUUGGGUGGCUCAGUUUCUCCAAGGCUCAAGAUGACUGCCGCAGAGGUGCCUGUCAUCCUACCACUGGCAAUCUCCUUGUGGGCCGUAACAGGCAGCUUGCAGCUUCUUCUACCUGCGGGCUGAACGAAGCCCAGAAAUACUGCAUCCUCAGUUACCUGGAGGAGGAACAAAAGUGCUUCAUCUGUGACUCCAGAUUUCCAUACGAUUGGUACCGCCAACCCAACAGCCACACCAUUGAGAAUGUCAUUGCAAGUUUUGAACCAGACAGAGAAAAGAAAUGGUGGCAAUCCGAAAAUGGUCUUGAUCACGUGAGCAUCAGAUUGGACCUGGAGGCAUUGUUUCAGUUCAGCCACCUUAUAUUGACCUUCAAGACGUUUCGGCCUGCUGCAAUGUUAGUUGAACGUUCCCAAGACUAUGGACGCACCUGGAAAGUGUUCAAAUAUUUCGCAAAAGACUGUGCUACUUCCUUUCCCAACAUCACAUCUGGCCAGGCCCACGGAGUGGGAGACCUCAUUUGUGACUCCAAAUACUCGGAUAUUGAACCCUCAACUGGUGGUGAGGUUGUUUUUAAAGUUUUGGAUCCUAGUUUUGAAAUUGAAAACCCUUACAGCCCCUUCAUCCAAGACCUUGUGACGUUGACAAACCUGAGGAUCAACUUUACCAAACUCCAUACCCUUGGGGAUACUAUGCUUGGAAGGAGGCAAAAUGAUUCCCUUGAUAAAUACUACUAUGCUCUGUACGAGAUGGUGGUUCAAGGAAGCUGCUUUUGCAAUGGCCACGCUAGCGAAUGUGGCCCUACGCAGCAGAUGCGGGGAGACGUUUUCAGCCCUCCUGAAAUGGUUCACGGACGGUGUGUGUGCCAGCACAACACAGAUGGUCCGAACUGUGAGAGAUGCAAGGACCUCUUCCAGGACGCUCCUUGGAGGCCAGCCGCAGGCCACCAGGACAACGCUUGCAGACCGUGUAGCUGCAACGGCCACUCUGACCGCUGUCACUUCGACAUGGCCACGUACCUGGCGAGCGGCGGCCACAGUGGGGGCGUGUGCGAAGACUGCAGCCACAACACCGAGGGGCAGCACUGCGACCACUGCAGGCCGCUCUUCUACAGGGACCCCCUCAAGGCCAUCUCGGAUCCUUACGCGUGCAUCCCUUGUGAAUGUGACCCUGAUGGGACCAUAUCUGGUGGCAUUUGUGUGAGCCACUCUGACCCUUCAGUGGGAUCUGUGGCCGGCCAGUGCCUGUGUAAGGAGAACGUGGAAGGCGCCAACUGCGACCAGUGCAAGCCCAACCACUAUGGCCUGAGCGCCGCCGACCCACUGGGCUGUCAGCCCUGCAACUGUAACCCCCUGGGGAGUCUGCCACUCUCGACCUGUGAUGUGGACACCGGCCAGUGCUUGUGCCACUCAUAUGCCACCGGACCACGCUGCGAUGAAUGCCCUGUUGGAUACUGGGGCCUGGGAAAGCAUCUCCAUGGGUGUUCUCCCUGUGACUGUGACAUUGGAGGUGCUUAUUCUAACAUGUGCUCACCCAAGGAUGGGCAGUGUGAAUGCCGCCCACACAUUGUUGGUCGCAGCUGCACCGAACCAGCCCCCGGGUACUUCUUCGCUCCUUUGAAUUUCUAUCUCUAUGAGGCAGAGGAAGCCACGCCACUCCAAGGACUUGCGCCUUUGAUAUUAGCAACAGCUUGGCCUAAGUGUGAUGUGUAUUUCCAGCAACAAGGAAAUGAUUUCAUAAUUGACAGAGGAAACAUAAUACUGAAGAGAAACCAGGAGCAAAGCCUACAUGCCAGCGAGCAGAGUGAGAGCUCGGUGACUUUUGGCAAGAGGCCUGCAGUUCGCACUGUUUUACGAGAGCCAGUUCCGGGGAACCCUGUUACAUGGACUGGACCCGGAUUUGCCAGGGUCCUCCCUGGGGCUGGCUUGAGAUUUGCCGUCAGAAACAUUCCCUUUCCUAUGGAUUUCUCUGUGGCCAUCCGCUACGAAGCCCAGUCUGCAGCUGACUGGGCUGUCCAGCUCAUGGUGAACCCCGCCGGAGGGCACAAGUACUGUACCCACAAGACUCCACAGCCAAAGCCUGCGUCUGUUGCCUUGCCAGCGGCUGCCAGAAUCAUGCUCCUUCCCACACCCAUCUGUUUAGAGCCAGAUGUACACUAUUCCAUCGAUGUCUAUUUUUCCCAGCCUUUGGAGGGAGAGUCCCACACUCAUCCACACAUCCUGGUUGAUUCUCUUGGCCUUAUUCCCCAAAUCAAUUCAUUGGAGAAUUUCUGCAGCAAGCGGGACAUAGAUGAGUAUCAGCUGCACAACUGUGUGGAAAUUGCCUCGGAAAUAGGACCUCAAGUGCUCCCCGGUGCGUGUGAAAGGCUUAUGGCCAGCAUGUCUGCCAAGCUACACAAUGGCGCGGUGGCCUGCGAGUGUCACCCCCAGGGCUCGGUUGGGUCCAGCUGCAGCCGACUUGGAGGCCAGUGCCAGUGUAAACCUGGUGUGACCGGGCGCUGCUGUGACAGGUGCUCAACUGGAAGCUACGGUUUGGGGCAGCAUGGCUGUCAUUCAUGUCACUGCCAUCCUCAAGGAUCGAAGAACACGGUAUGUGACCAAGUAACAGGACAGUGCCCUUGCCACGGAGAGGUGGCCGGCCGCCGCUGUGAUCAGUGCCUGGCAGGCUACUUUGGAUUUCCCAGCUGCCGCCCUUGCCCUUGUAAUGGGUUUGCUGAGCUUUGUGAUCCAGAGACAGGGUCAUGCUUCAAUUGCGGAGGCUUUACAACUGGAAGAAACUGUGAAAGGUGCAUGGAUGGUUACUAUGGAAAUCCUUCUUCGGGACAGCCCUGUCGUCCUUGCCCGUGUCCAGAUGUGCCCUCAAGCAAUCAGUAUUUUGCCCAUUCCUGUUAUCAGAAUCUUUGGAGCUCAGAUGUAGUCUGCAAUUGUCUUCAAGGUUAUGUAGGUAUUCAGUGUGGAGAAUGCUCUGCUGGUUUCUAUGGAAAUCCAAAAAUUUCGGGAGCACCUUGCCGGCCAUGUGCCUGCAACAACAACAUAGAUGUAGCUGAUCCGGAGUCCUGCAGCCGGGUGACGGGGGAGUGUCUUAGGUGUCUGCACAACACUCGGGGCCCAAACUGCCAGCUCUGCAGACCAGGCUACUUCGGGUCAGCCCUCAACCAGACCUGCAGAAGAUGCUCCUGCCAUCCUUCCGGCGUGAAUCCAGCAGAGUGUCCCCCUGGUGGGGGAGCUUGCCUCUGUGAUGCCAUCACUGGCAGAUGCCCUUGUCUGCCAAAUGUCACCGGCCUGGCCUGUGACCGUUGUGCUGAUGGAUACUGGAAUCUGGUCUCUGGAAGAGGAUGUCAGUCAUGCAACUGUGACCCUCGGAACUCCCAAAGUAGCCACUGUGACCAGCUUACAGGCCAGUGUCCCUGUAAAUUAGGCUAUGGUGGGAAACGUUGCAGUGAGUGCAAAGAAGAUUAUUACGGUGAUCCACGGGGGCAAUGCCUGCCAUGCGACUGCGACAGGGCAGGUGCCCAGAAGCCCACCUGUGACCCAGACACAGGCAUGUGCCGCUGCCGCGAGGGCGUCAGUGGCCAGCGAUGUGAUCGCUGUGCCCUGGGCCAUGGCCGGGAAUUCCCUACUUGUCUUCGAUGUCACUUGUGCUUUGAUCAGUGGAACCACGACAUUUCUUCCCUCUCGAAAGCUGCGCAAGGGUUAAUGAGGCUGGCUGCUAACAUGGAAGAUAAAAGGGAGCCCCUGCCUGUCUGUGAGGCAGACUUCAAAGGCCUCAGAGAGAACAUGUCUGAAAUAGAAAGGAUUUUGAAACAUCCUGUUUUCUCAUCUGGGAAAUUCUUAAAAGUCAAGGAUUAUCAUGACUCCGUUAGAAAACAAAUCAUGCAGCUAAAUGAACAAUUCAAAGCAGUGUAUGAAUUUCAAGACCUGAAGGAAACAAUAGUAAGAAUGAAGAAUGAGGCAGACCUCUUAUUUAAAGACCUUCAGGAAGAAAUUGAUUUACAAUCCAGUGCUCUUACUGCAAGCAUCCAGGACUCCUCAGAAAACAUCAAGAAGUAUUAUCACAUAUCAUCAUCUGCUGAAAAAAAAACUAAUGAAACUAGUUCCAUGAUAAAUAACUCUGAAAAUACCAGGAAUGACUCACUUACCAUCUUAGAUACACUAACAUCAAAAGGAAACUUGUCAUUGGAAAAAUUAAAGCAGAUUAAGAUACCAGAUAUCCAAAUAUUAAAUGAAAAGGUGUGCGGAGAUGUAGGGAACUUGCCGUGUGCGCUCUCGCCCUGUGGUGGCGCCCUCUGCACGGGCCCUGAGGGCCACCGGCGGUGCGGUGGUCCCGGCUGCCUCGGCUCCCUGACCCUCUCGGGGGACGCACUCCAAAAAGCCCAGGAAGCACAAUCCGUGAUUCAUAGUCUGGACAAGCAGGUUCGUGGGUUGAAGAAUCAGAUCAAAAAUAUAAGUAAACUGGCAGAAGUCUCCAAAAAUAACGUCUUACAGCUAAGUGAGAAAGUGGAAAAUAUAAAAAACCAAAGUGAAUCUGAAGGAGAAAAAAUGAGUCUUUUAAUCAAAAAAGUGAAAAACUUUUUGUUAGAGGAAAACGUGCCUCCAGAAGACAUAGAGAAGGUUGCAAGCCGUGUAUUUGACAUCCACCUGCCAGAAACAUCACAAAAUCUCACCCACGAACUUGACAAAAUGCGGAAACUUAAGCAGCUCUGUGAGGACUACAGGACAGAUGAGAACAGGCUAAAUAAAGCAGCAGAUGGAGCCCAAAAGCUUUUGAUGAAGGCCAAAGGAGCUGAGAAAGCAGCAAAUGCUCUAUUAAAUCUUGACAAAACGUUGAACAAGUUGCAACAAGCUCACAUCACUCAAGGAAGGGCAAACUCGGCCAUCACACAGCUGACUGCAGAGAUAACGAAAAUAAGAAGGAAUGUGCUGCAGGCUGAAAACCAAGCCAAGGACAUGAAGAAUGAGCUGGACUCAGCCAAGCAGCCGUCAGAGCUGGAGGACGGACUUUCCCUGCUGUGGACCAAGUUGCAGAGGAACGAGGACCAAGCCGUCAGUGUGAAAGCUCAGGCCGAAUCCGCCCACCGCCAGGCUGGGAGGGUCGAGCAGGAGUUUGUUGAACUGAAAAAACAACAUGCUAUCCUUCAACAUAAAACAAGCGCUACAGGACUGACAAAGGAAACAUUAGGAAGAGUAAAACAGCUAAAAGAUGCCGCAGAAAAAUUGGCUGGAGAUACAGAGGACAAGAUAAAAAGAAUAACAGAUUUAGAAAAGAAGAUCCAAGAUUUGAAUCUAAGUAGACAAGAAAAAGCUGAUCAACUGAAACAACUAGAAGAUCAAGUUGUUGCCAUUAAAAAUGAAAUUGUUGAACAAGAAAAUAAAUAUGCUACCUGCUACAGUUAGUCAGAGUUGAAGUGCAAAAGUUGUGACUUUGUUUCUGGGUUCUGCUGUGCAAACUCGAGGAGCUGCAUUGAACUUGUAAAAUACCAACGGUCCCUUCCCUUCCCCUCACCCUCUCCUUCCUAUGCAGCUGCUCCGUGUGGCUGGAGGGGGAAACUGGGCCAGCAAAAGGCCACUUCAGUGCCCCCUU
This is a messenger RNA of Microcebus murinus (gray mouse lemur), 6183 nucleotides long. The record is from RefSeq and is a predicted model, not a curated record. Lineage: Eukaryota; Metazoa; Chordata; Mammalia; Primates; Cheirogaleidae.